UCCCAGCAUUCCGCGCGGCCGGGUCCUUCCGGUCUGACCGCCAUUGGAGAGAAGCGGAAAUGGCAAUCAGGUAUCCUAUGGCCGUUGGCCUUCAUAAAGGUCAUCCUGUCACCAAGAAUGUAACAAAGCCAAGACACAGCCGCAGGAGGGGGCAACUGACCAAGCACAGCAAGUUUGUGCGAGAUCUGAUCCGUGAGGUGUGUGGAUUCGCCCCAUAUGAACGCCGUGCAAUGGAAUUGUUGAAAGUUUCCAAAGAUAAGCGCGCUCUGAAGUUCAUCAAGAAGAGGGUUGGUACUCACAUUCGUGCCAAGAGAAAGCGAGAAGAACUCAGCAACAUCCUGGCUGCAAUGAGAAAAGCAGCUGCAAAGAAGGAUUAAAUUGUAUAAAAUUACAAAUAAAAGUUUUUCAGAAUUA
Molecule: messenger RNA, 414 nt
Organism: Callorhinchus milii (elephant shark)
Lineage: Eukaryota; Metazoa; Chordata; Chondrichthyes; Chimaeriformes; Callorhinchidae
Gene: rpl36
Product: ribosomal protein L36
Exons: 4
Coding region: 60-377 (105 amino acids)
Biological process (GO): cytoplasmic translation
Cellular component (GO): ribosome; cytosolic large ribosomal subunit
Molecular function (GO): structural constituent of ribosome
Source: RefSeq, a predicted model, not a curated record